GUGAUUAUCCAGCUCCUCGCGCUGUUCUAACUGGUCAUGACCAUGAAGUUGUCUGCGUGUCGGUCUGUGCAGAGCUGGGACUCGUUAUCAGUGGUGCUAAAGUUAAUGGAAAACUCUUAGCUCAGAUGGAGAUCAAUGAUUCAACCAGGGCCAUCCUCCUGAGCAGCGAUGGGCAAAACCUGGUGACAGGGGGAGACAACGGUGUAGUGGAAGUAUGGCAGGCCUGUGACUUCAAGCAACUCUAUAUUUACCCUGGCUGUGAUGCUGGCAUAAGAGCUAUGGAUCUGUCUCAUGAUCAGAGAACUCUGAUUACUGGCAUGGCUUCUGGCAGCAUUGUAGCAUUUAAUAUAGAUUUUAACCGGUGGCAUUAUGAACAUCAGAACAGAUACUGAAGCGGAACGAAGAACUGAAAGCCCAGGUAAAGCUGAGAGCACAAGUGCUGCAAUGAAAGGUGUAGUCUCUGGUGGAAAACCACGUCUGCAUUGACCUCCGUUGUACAUUCCAUUACACCCAGCAAUAGCUGUACAUUGUAGUCAGCAACCAUUUUACUUUGUGUGUUUUUUCACAACUGAACACCAGCUGCUGAAAAGCAAGCUUGUAUCAUGUAAAUUAUAUGAAUUAGGAGAUGUUUUGGUAAUUAUUUCAUAUAUCUUUGUUUAUUGAGAAAAAGGUAGUAGGAUGCGCCACAAGAGACUUUUGAAAAUUCCGGGGAACCUUGUGUCCAGUUGUUUCAAUGUUUAGGCUUUAAACCUAACAUGCAUCCCAUCUCCAGCCUCUUUUCAAGCUGAGAUUAAAAAAAAAAAAAUACGUUUGAUACUUUGUACAUCAGAUGCACAUCUUAACUUUAAAGGGAUACUUUUGUAAAAGUAAAACCUUGUAUAAAGAACAAAACUGUUUCUUAAUUUUAUUGUGGAGUUACAACUUGCAUGUACUUUAAACCUGAUGUCUUGAAGGAACAGGUGCAUUCACACAAAUCAAACUGGAGAUCUGUCUAAGGGUACAGCUUGCGUUAAAGGGUUGAAUUUGGGCGCAAACAGUAAUUUUGACAUUUCCACCAACCUGUGUUUUUCACUUUUUGAAUCUAAACUUUACCCAUCUUAAGUGGAGUUCUGGUCAUGAAGCAUUUGGAUAAAAAGCCAUCAUUUGCCAUGUUUAUACUUUCUACAAUAGAAAUUAUAUUCCUCCCUUUUAAAUUCAAAGACUAGACAGAAAGGGAGCAAAGAGGGAAGUUCAGUUUAAUGCUUUGUAAUGCUUAAUGACUCCCAAUACAGACAAAGUGCUAUACUUCUGGAUUGUUAACAUUUGGCAUACAAAUCAUGGGCAAGAGAACCCCCAGUGAUUUUUUUCCCUUAUUUUUCCUCUGAGCAGCUUGGUUUAUUUGACAGCCUUAGCUUCAUUGUAGAGGUGAGUGAGGUUAUUCUUUUUGGUUCAUCUGAAAAUCUCACCCGAAACCACUCAGACUAAGGCACUUCAUGUUUUACAAUACUGCAAUGAUAACUCGGAAUAAUUUUCUGCACAUUGUACUGAUCAAAUUACACACCCAGGGGUAUAUACACUUUAAUUCAUGUUUCUUCUUUGUAUAUUUGGUGACUGUAUUGUCAUAGAUGUACAUAUUGUGUCGGUAGGGCUAUGAGGCAUGUAACAGGAAUGUAAUUUUCUCAGAAUUUACACUCACUUGCAGUCAUUUAUUUAAAAAGAUAAUGGAUUCUUUGUAUUGGCACUUUGCACCAGAAACAUAUCAUUAUUUAUUGAUGUGAUUACUUAUUUGUUAUCCACCUUGUAUUAGUAAGUUUAGCACUGAAUUUCCUUCUUCAUGGUUGUUUGUAUUUAUGAUUCGGAAAUCAUGGGGAUCAACCUAAUGAUUAAGUUAUUCAUCACCCGUCUGUAAGCAAUAUCUUGAGUUCGUAGCUUAGAAUUGGGAGACUAUUGAACAUCUGGAAGACAAGUUCAUUUCAUCUUGAGAUCAUGGUGAAAUAUUUUGGAUAUAUAAAUUCCUUAAGCUAUUGUAACCAUGUUUUAUUGCAAAGAUGUAAAAUAUGCCAGAUGUGUGUGAGUUGGAAAUCAAAAAGAAAAAUAAAAUAUGCAAAG
Eurypyga helias (sunbittern) is the source of this 2088-nucleotide messenger RNA. Its product is annotated as neurobeachin-like. Gene Ontology annotation, biological process: intracellular protein localization. The transcript is spliced from 4 exons. The annotation marks the transcript as partial. Gene Ontology annotation, molecular function: protein kinase binding. The record is from RefSeq and is a predicted model, not a curated record. Lineage: Eukaryota; Metazoa; Chordata; Aves; Eurypygiformes; Eurypygidae. Gene Ontology annotation, cellular component: cytosol; membrane.